AUCAAAACACAGGGGAGUAAGUAUCUCGCAAAACUAUAUAGGUACAUUGUUCAUGGGUGAUAUUUAACAACACUUUGAGCUGAUAAUUCACGACAGUAUCAAUUCAGCGGUAGCGCUAAUAUGACGGAAGAAGAUGAAAAAUACGUGUUCUACGGCGGUUCCACCGAAGAGAGUGUGGAAUCCGACUGCCGUUCGCUAGGAGAGCUUAUUAUCAAACGGUUGCGUGGAAAUGGAGACGAUGUUGUAUUCACGGACGCUGUUACCGGUGAUUCUUAUACCUAUAGUGACAUUUUGGAGCAGUCAGUUCGGCUAGCGAAUAGGUUUCAUCGGAUUGGAAUCAAGAAAAAUAACGUCGUUGCGAUCAUGAGCGAGAACGGAAUCGAACAUGCCAUAGUGUCUUUCGCUGCAAUCUACAUGGGUGCAAUACCACUUUUGUUGAAUCCGGCAUACACUGCCACAGAACUCGAACACAUACUAAAAUUAUCUAGUCCAAAAGCGAUCUUCGUAUCAACAACUGCUAUACAAACCUUGCAAACAAUGUCCACCAAGAUUCCAUCUAUCAAAAUGAUCAUAUUGAUCGGAUCAAAAGAUAGACCAAACCAACGCGUUACUCUGUUCAAAGAACUUUUCGACCGCAACAAAUUGAAAAACGCUAAAUUCUUUACUCCUCAACCGGUAAAUUUGAAAGAUCAAGUUGCCCUAAUGGUUCUUUCGUCUGGAACAACAGGACUUCCCAAAGCAGUCCAGUUAACCCACUACAACCUGAUGGCAGUUCUGGCGUACAUUCGCGAGAAUUUGAAGUACAUUCAGCUGCCGUUAACAUCUCGGGGGCUGGCUAUUCUACCAUUUUUCCACAUCUACGGUUACAUGCUGCUUCUGAGUGCAUUCUGUAAUAAACAAGAAAUUGUAAAUCUGCCAAAAUUCGAACCAAAAUUAUUUCUAUCUACUAUUCAAAAGUACAAAAUCACCGGUGUAGGAUUAGCACCACCUUUGAUGGUGUUUCUAGCCAAACAUCCCAUGGUCGAUCAGUAUGAUCUUACUUCACUCAUUAUGAUUGGCUGUGGUGCGGCCCCUCUCAGUAAAGAAAUCGAGGAAAUGGUCCUGAAACGACUCCCGAAUUUGCAGAUAAUCCGCACAGGCUACGGGUUGAGUGAGACCACGCUCGGUGUGCUAACAAGAAUGACCGGUAAAAAUGGCAGUGUUGGUCGAGUGAACCGUAUGUGUUGGGUAAAAGUGACAGACGUGGCCACCGGAAAAACACUAGGACCUAACCAAGUGGGCGAAAUCUGCGUCAAAGGACCGAUGGUUAUGAAAGGUUAUUUGAACAACGAAAAAGAAACUCGAUCGGUCAUCGAUGCAGACGGUUGGCUGCACACAGGAGAUACCGGGUACUUCGAUGAGGAUGAGGAUUUUUUCAUUGUAGAUCGUAUCAAAGAUUUAAUCAAGUAUAAGGGCUUCCAGGUUCCUCCAGCUGAGGUAGAGGCAGUUCUACUUUUGAACGAGGGGAUCAAGGAUACAGCAGUGAUUGGUAUACCGGAUGAAGUUAGCGGUGAGCUUCCGUUAGCUUUCGUGGUUCUUCAGCCAGGGGUAAAGCUAACCGAGGAGGAAAUUAAAACAUGGGUUGCGAAUCGUUUAUCUAAGGCAAAACAUUUACACGGAGGGGUACGAUUCGUCGCUGAUAUACCUAAAACAGCAAGUGGAAAAAUCUUGCGCCGUGAGUUGCGGGCUAUGGCAAGAAAGUCAAAGUUGUAACAGGUUUUUCAGUAAAGGACAACACAAUCUGAUGAUAAGAUGGAUUACUUCUAUCGCAUUUUCCUAUUCAGCGUUUGAUUUACAGACCAAAUUUAAAAUACUGAUAAACACAAAACAAUCUUAAAAUGAUUGGGCAUUUUUUAAGAAACAAAAUUGUUUGCCAACUGACAAGUGAACGUCAGCAAUAAAUGAUAACAAGUACAAACAAGAAA
Molecule: messenger RNA, 1964 nt
Organism: Malaya genurostris
Lineage: Eukaryota; Metazoa; Arthropoda; Insecta; Diptera; Culicidae
Exons: 3
Coding region: 121-1752 (543 amino acids)
Biological process (GO): fatty-acyl-CoA biosynthetic process; long-chain fatty acid metabolic process
Molecular function (GO): long-chain fatty acid-CoA ligase activity
Source: RefSeq, a predicted model, not a curated record